Molecule: messenger RNA, 3040 nt
Organism: Cynoglossus semilaevis (tongue sole)
Lineage: Eukaryota; Metazoa; Chordata; Actinopteri; Pleuronectiformes; Cynoglossidae
Gene: shisa3
Product: shisa family member 3
Exons: 3
Coding region: 425-1321 (298 amino acids)
Source: RefSeq, a predicted model, not a curated record
CGUAAAAUUCAGCAUUACAAAACUCGGGUCGGUUGUGGAGAGGGGGCACUGCGACUUCAGCAACUUCUGCACCGACACUGUGGGUUUUCCAGUUCUCCGGAGAAACUCGGACACUAUGGUUCUGCUUCUAAUGGGUCAGGAUCUGAAGAAAGUUCUGGGCGCACUUUUCUUCUGCCUUUAACUGUAGGAUUUUCUCAUGCAAACUUUGGCAAUGGUUUGUUUUUGUGCAUAAAGGCGGUUUGGGAAGCAGAGAAGAUGAAUGUGACUUAACUUUGCGCCUUUGGAGCCAGACAUUCAGAACUUAUUUUACCAUCUACAUGUCCAUGAAGAGUCCGUAACUCGGACUGACCACACACACUCACUCACUCACACAGUCAAACUCACGUCGGCUGCUGGAGCCCGCAGAAGCCCGGCGGCUCCUGGGAUGAUGGAGCGCCUGCUGAGCUGCCUGAUGCUCGGAUAUCUGACCUGGAAUCUGCGCAUAUCGGACGCACAGGGGGAAUACUGCCACGGUUGGCUGGACAUCAAUGGGAAUUACCACGAUGGUUUCCAGUGUCCGGAGGACUUUGACACCGCGGACGCCACAGUGUGCUGCGGCUCCUGCGCCCUGCGUUACUGCUGCGCGGCCGUGGACGCGCGUCUGGAUCAGGGAAGCUGCACCAACGACCGGGAGGUGGAGAACACAGAGUUUGCUGCCCAACCCAUCUACGUGCCCUUCCUGAUGGUGGGAAGCAUAUUUGUGGCCUUCGUGGUGGUGGGUUCACUGGUGGCAGUUUACUGCUGCACCUGCCUGAGACCCAAACAGCCAACGCAGCAGCCUAUCAGAUUCUCUCUGCGCAGCUGCCAGGGAGAGACUAUUCCCAUGAUCCUCACCACGGCUCCUCCCAGCCUCCGGGCUCCGUCACGGCAGUCCAGCACCGCGACAACGAGUUCCAGCUCGGCCGGCGGCGGCAGCUCCAUGAGGAGGUUUUCUCUGGGAGGACAGCAGCAGCAUCAACAUCUGCAUCAGCAUCAUCAUCAUCAGCAGCAGCAUAGCUGUUUGGUGUCUUCUGCAGCCACCGUCUCCUCCUCCUCAGCCUCCACGCCGACACUCACUGCUCAGACUCUUCUUCCACCUCCUCCUCCUCCGCCCUACACAUCUCCUCCACCUGCCACCAUAUCAGCAGGUUUGCAGCACCAGCUGCCCUCCACCCACACCCAGCUGCAGCUCCACCAACCUUCUCAGGGCUCCAGCUUCCUGCUGCCGCAGCAGUUCUUUUUCCCCCUACAGCCCGAUGCAUUCACAUCGGCCAAGAGCUUUGCUGACUUCGGACAGAGCUGACAUCUCCCAGGAGGAGGAAGUCGAGGGAUUUAAAGGAUCUUUGGAUGGAGAAAGGGGGAACUGGUGCUUCAGCACAGCUGGUGGAGUUUGUUCUGGAAAGAGAAACUGGCUCAGGCUGACAGACAGCUCAACGACGCAGCAGCAUAAGCGAUGAAGAAGUGGUUAAACAUGUGGUGUUUCCUGAUCAGGACUCAUCAAUAGAACCAUCAGUGACACCACCCAGGUUAAGGAAACUUGUGCACUUUUAUAUCCUAAUGUAAACAGAACUCUGUGGUCAAUUUUUUUAUUAUUAUUUUUUUUAAACAUAUCAGAAAUCUGAACACUUGCCAGUUCAUCACAUUUCUUUUCUUCUGUCCAACACAAACACAGGAACCCCGUCACUGAGACUUUUAGGAAAUAGGCUGCAGUAAAUGCAUGGAUCAUAUAUAAGGAAUGGACUUAACCUCUGGGUAAAACAUGUUCCUAUUUUAAAUGUUGGAACCAGAUAUUUUGGGCAUUUGAAACCUUAGUUUAAAAACCCAUUUCGAGCCACAACGGUCUGUCAUAGAUUUUCAAAAUGAACUAUUCUUUUUGAGUUGCUGGUCAGGAGGGUUUUAAAGCAGGCACAGAGGCAUUAAGACCGAAGGAGAGCAGCAGACUCUUUUUGUAAUUUGCGUUAUUUAACAACACAGCGUGUAAAUCUCAGGGCUUCACUGAAAGACAAUAAACACCGUAAUCCAUUAUUUUCCUUUAACAAAUUUAUGCCACGUAAAAAUGCUAACUGAUACUUAUCCCAGAUGGAUUUACAUUCAAGUUGUAUUCAUCUCCUGGUGGUUUACUGUUACUACAGGUCGACGUUUUCAGCUUGACUUCAAAUCGCAGAAUAUAUGGUUUGUCUUUUUUUUUUUUUUUUUUUUGACAAUCUCGAAUCUGAUUCUCAACUGUUGUUUUCAUUUCGGGGAAAAAAUAUGGACUUUCUUUUCUAUAAUGUGGUUCGGUUUAUACUGUAUGUACAGGGAAUAAAACGUUGUCUCCCACUUUAAUCUCGUGCACUCAUAAAUCUGAACAGAAGUCAGCGUGCUGUCAAUUUUAACAUUUCCAACAUGUGUCCAGAAGACGCUCAUACUCAACUCUUCUACGUAGAGGAAACCAGAGCGCCGCAGCUUGCUACCUGUCGCUCAAUUCCAGCGCCAGACUUCACAGCCGGAAUGCAAGCGCUCAGAUCCGUCAUUGUCAGUGUUCAAUGAGCAUGGUGUGGUCACAAUGUCAAAAACAACAACAGAGAGGGAUUCAGUGUUGUGGUUAUCGGUGUGUGAAACAGACGCUGGCACUCAAAUCUGGGUCGAAUAAAACUCGCAAACUGUCAAGUCUAAAGAAGUUUCCUGCCUGAUUAGAACCUCUGAAGAACAAUGCCUUCAUUUUUUGAUGCCUUCCUUUUUCAAUCUGUUCUGACGCCUUUCGUGAUAAGAGCUGAAACCAUUCAAUCUGCUGCCAGGAAAAUCUAGUGUCCAGGAAAAGACACUAGAUUAAAUGACAGACUGAAGAAUAGUCAAGUAGCUGAACAGAUUCUUAUAAAGUCAGUCCUGAGUCCAUCAGAGGAAUUGACUUCAAGUUAAUCCAGGGAAAAUGCAGUACAGUUCCUUCAGCUCACCCUUUAAAGUCAACUUGAUUUUCUCUAAUUUGACAAAGUGAUCAUCUAAACAGAUGUUGUUGACACAUUCACAGCUACCACUUUAACAC